Messenger RNA from Delphinapterus leucas (beluga whale), 4287 nucleotides. NCBI's taxonomy places the organism in Eukaryota, Metazoa, Chordata, Mammalia, Artiodactyla, Monodontidae. The record is from RefSeq and is a predicted model, not a curated record.
CUUUUUCUGCGAGACCGCAGUUUCCUCUCAGAAACAGCUGCGGCUGCUAACAGAGGUGGCUGUUGGGAGAGAGACAGAGGGAGGCAACGCCGCCUGGUCCCGCCCUCGCAUUUUCCUGCUUAACUCAACCUGGAGUGUUGGCACCUAUUUCCUCCCUGCGUUCUCCUUGUACUAUACAGGGAAGUCAGUCACUCCGGACUCUCUGGACGUCCAGGCUGGGUGGAAUAAGGGGUCUGGGUAGAACAGGGGGCUCUGCCCUCUACGGUGACUUUCUAAAAGGUACCACUAGUGUUUUUUGACAGUGCAGCGCCCUAGGGUGGGCGGCGGAGAGGAGGCUUCGGUUACUAAACCGCUUAAUUCUUUUUAUUCUGGUGAUUGGAUUUGUUUCCCCGGCCUCCUCCCCUGCCCCAUCUCCCUCCCCUCCUUUAGCGAGCUGACACAGGCAGCCCCUGCUCGCUUGUGUUCGAUGUUGGAACACGCACCUUCUCGGCGGUGACUGUGCCCAGCGUACUGGGGACAGGGGGACAGCGGCGGUUUCCCUUCCUCCCAGCCGACGAUGCCCAGAGGGGCAGCGGUUGGGCUGCGUGGGGCUCGGCCCUCAGCACUUCGAGGCGGGAUUGAGGGUCUGCAGCUGGCUAGGAGUUGCUGUUAAUUGGACUUGGCGCCAAGUCUCCGAGACGGCAUCAGCUGGGACCUAUCUGCUAAAAGCGGGAACAGGGCCGCCUGACGGAGGAACUCCAGCGUCUCGCGGGCGGAAGACUGCGGAGCUCAGAGCCUCUCCUCCUUCCUGCCCCGAACCUCCCCAGCAACUCUCGCACAACGGAGACCCGGGACCUACGAGAGCCAGGAAACUGGAGAAGUACGUGGCGGAGGCUGCUUUUCUGAAGGUGAACUGUUCCGUCCAAUUGCCUUUCCCCAGAGAGCAAAAAGGGAGGGCGGGGGAAAAGGAACCGAGUAUGCGUGAGUGUGUGUAUGUGUGAGAGGCAGAGACGACGUGUGGCAGGAGGAAGUCUUUACUCGGCGUUCAAAGCAAACAGAGAUGGAGUAAGAGCGGUAACUGCUGCAAGACCGCCUUGACUCUCGCAUUGUGAGGAGCUGAGCGCACCGCGCGCAUCCGGCGAGGACCGCUGGCGAACGUGGGCGCUGGCGAGGGCUGCGGGACUUCGGCGUUUCCCCUGUAAACAAAUCUUUUGAUUACUUUGACUUGUGAAAAACGAGAGGAGGAAAGAAACGAGGCUCCCGCACGCCACCUUCCACCCACUUUAAGGGGAUUCCAGUUUGGAUGUCUAGAGAUUCCUGAACCCUCUUUGCUCUCGGAGGAGGAAACACACGCGCGCGCGCGCACACAAGCACGCUCGGGGCCACACUCACACGCCCUCCACGAGCACACACCACCAGACUUCGGUUCCCUAUGCCCCAGAACGGUGACGGCGGAUUGGCAUCUUGGAAGCGAUGCAAGAGCGAUAAGGCUGGCGCGGGCCCGCGGAAGCUGCAGGAGCAUCGCUAGGUGUUGCCGCCACCAGGAAGCCGGGCUGCAGUGUGCCGUAUGGUUUGUGUCCUAAGCUGACUUCCACCCUUUAUCAAGGAGAAGAAUAACUCAAUGCACCCCACCUAUAUAUCUCCAAGCAGUAAUACCAAAGGUAUUUCUCCAAGCAGUAUUACCAAAGAAGAGCCUUAUUGCUUCAUGGAGAAAUGAUAAACAUGAACAGGAGAUGGGAUGAAGAGGCACUCUAUAGUUUUGCUUUGGGAUGAGUAAGAGAUACUUACAGAAAGCAACAAAAGGAAAACUGCUAAUAAUAAUAUUUAUUGUAACCUUGUGGGGGAAAGUUGUGUCCAGUGCAAACCAUCAUAAAGUUCACCAUGUUAAAACGGGCACUUGCGAGGUGGUGGCACUCCACAGAUGUUGUAAUAAGAACAAGAUAGAAGAACGGUCACAAACAGUCAAGUGCUCCUGCUUCCCUGGGCAGGUGGCAGGUACCACACGAGCUGCUCCAUCUUGUGUGGAUGCUUCAAUAGUGGAACAGAAAUGGUGGUGCCAUAUGCAACCAUGUCUUGAGGGAGAGGAAUGUAAAGUUCUUCCAGAUCGGAAAGGAUGGAGCUGUUCCUCUGGGAAUAAAGUGAAAACAACUAGGGUAACCCAUUAACAAAGGAUAAAUCAAGUGAUCCUCAAGGCUGGUUACAUUGAACAUCAGCAUAGAAACAUAACUCAUGAGGUGAUCUUGAAGGAAAAUUUUUAUACAGCUCACAAGAGGCACUCUGGAGUGUAUUAUUUCCAGGGGAUUUCAUGGCUUGUAAUCAGCUUCUUCUUGGAAUCAAGACUUUUUAAAAGUCCAACAUGAACUUCUGUAUCAUGAAGAUUUCAUCAGAUUUGAACUGUGUUCAACUUGUAUAAUUGCACUUGCAAAAAGGAUUUGAAGUUACUGUCUGAAGAGUUGGCGUUGCCGGAUGGUGUCAGAGACACUUACCUUUUGUGCUCUUGGCUGCAAAUGUGACUGCUUUUCUUGUUUCUGAAAGUCUCCCAAGUGCACUGGCCUUCUGUCAUGGACCUGUUCCUGAGUCCUGUGUUCAGUGGCUAGGACUGCACAUGGCUUCAGUGACUUUUCCUUUGCGAAAUUCUCCUCUGGCAUGGUGUAGACUGAGACAAUUUAUUUGUAUCCUAAUCUUGAAGCUCUGAAAGCCUACAUGUUUUAACAUCUUAAAGUUGCUUUUGUUGAAGAAAUGGAAAUAUAUAUCCAUUGAUAAUAAUUAUUCUUGGCAAGUAAAGUUAUCUGAAUACAUCAAUCAUAUAAGAAUGUAUAGACAAGCUGACAUGUCUCCCCAAGGCUAACACACUGCUGCAGCUCUCUGUCAGUAAAAUAGGUAGUAGUUAGAACUGAAUUACCAUUUUCAUUAUAUACUCCUGUUUGGUACCUCUAGAGUACUCUCCCUUUCAGGUUUUUUUUUUGUUUUUCUUUUUAAAGUGGGCUUUUUCUUUCAUUUUUAUCUUUACUUUUUCCCUUCACAGAAAUUAGCAGUGAGCAGUCAAGUAUUUAGGUAACCUUCAGUUUCAAAAAAUUGCCAAGGAUGCACGUGGGUUUUGAUUUCUUAGCUUGAAAGUUAUUCACUUAGAUUUCUUCUAGUAUUUUUUUAAACUGUCCUUUCUAUCUCAUUUUAAAAAGGCUGUCUCUUGCUCUAUCCCAAUGACUGUUUGAAUGCCUAUCUAUUUGUUUAUUCAGUCUGUUGGUAGAAUAAAUUGUUCUUUUCCUUGGUCUAAAUUUUAUAAAUAUUUGCUUACAGUUGUCCCGUUCAAACAAUUUCUUUAGUCAGUCUUUGUCCACGUUUUCGUAGUACUUUUAACAUUUGUGGUUUUCAGUUCUACAGGAAAAUCUUAUAAAUAUUUCAAGGCCUUAAACAUGUAUGUACUUGUUUUUCUAAGUUACUCGCAGAAUGUAUAAUUUUAUACUACAUCUGCUUUGUUUCAUUUGUGAUGCGGAGGGAGAGAAGAAUGGAAAUUGCAUAGCCAUUCUGGAUAUUGUAUAAAGGUAUAGUUUGAAAGAAUGUAAAGGGGGAGGAGCUUCUAUGUUUUACUCAUCUUAGACUAAUAGGAAGCUACUUCAGAAAUUGUCUUAUUAGAAGUUCCAUUAUGUUAGAGAAGGUGUGGACAUCUUUUGUUUUUUAAAACUCACUGACAUGGCCAAUUAGGUAUAUGUUGAUUUCCAUGAUGGAGGCUGACAUACAGACCAAAGCUCUCCAGGCUAAAUUGGUAACAACUUUCAAAGACCAAGGCAUUACCCAGAAUCUUUUCUCGGCAGAAUGACUAAAAGUGUAAAAUUUGUUAAACGUUAAAUUUGUAAAGUAUGCUUUUGAUAUUGAACUAGAGUAAACUAUACUGCACCGUAAGUCCAUGGAAUGGAAUGACUUUCUCCUUCCAUUUUAAUUAUGCAUAUACAACUAGAUGGCUCUGAGUGAAUUUUUGCAAUGGUUCAAGACUGUCUCAACUCAUAAAGAAAGGAGUAACAGUUGUGCUGGAGUUUCUGCAUCAGUAAUAAUAUCAUUAAUUUCUUUGGAACAAAGUGGAAAACUAUAUUAUUUUGGAAAUUAUGAAUUUGUCCUAGGUUUGAAAUUAUAGAUCAUGCCUCUCAUUUUUUAAACUAUGUCCCUUAAAACAACACUGGAAAUUCUGUAUUAUAUUCAAGUGUAAUACAUGCAUAUCAAUAGAAAAAAAUAAAUGGAAUUUCAGAUAUAUUAACUAGAUUAUCCCCAGUAGAUUAAUGUUGUGACUCUUCAGAAAAGGCAAAUAAAAUUGGA